AUGUAUAGACAAAUACCUUUAUCUGUUGCGUUCAGUAGUGAAAACCCUGACGUCAAAAUAAAGGGGAACAGAGUAACGUUUAAGUUUCCAACAGACUGGAUUGUGAACAUAAAUGAAGAGAAGUACAUUGGCAUAACAUCUAUGUAUAUAACACGUGCUUUCAGAAAGGUUGACUUUAUACUUCAAGUCGAGAUAGAAAAUGACGAACAGUCUUUAAGCGCCCAAAACAUUCACAUAUACAAAUACUUUAAAGACGAUACAACAUUGCAACAAUGUAUGAUUUCAUUUAAUGAGAUGUUCGAGAAAAAGUUCAACAUUGAAGUACAAACUUUACAGCCUUUACGUGAGUUUCUUGCACAACUGAAAGAAGAAGGUAGUCAGCCACAACUUAUAGACUUUCAUUAUGAAUUUAAUGAAAAUGAAGAUGGAACACAUGACUGUCAGUUUGUUGUAUUCUCACCAUUCAAUGAAGUCGCUAAAGAGAAAGAAAAUCCAUUACGUAUAAGAUUUCAAAUCUCUGAACCAAGUGAUGAUUUCAAGAAUGUUUUCAAUUAUGAUGCAAUGCUUCCGAGGAAAAAUGAAUUUUCAAAGA
Molecule: messenger RNA, 592 nt
Organism: Trichomonas vaginalis G3
Lineage: Eukaryota; Parabasalia; Trichomonadida; Trichomonadidae
Exons: 1
Source: RefSeq, a predicted model, not a curated record